GGCCGCGGUGGCGGGGCGGGCGCGGUGCCGGGACGGCAGCAGGACCGCUUUGGGUUGUUUUCUGUUUUUCGGCUGGUUUUAGCGCGUUUGUGUCUUUAUUUUUUUUUUCUUUCUUCAUUUUCUCGGUUUUUAAAUAACUUUUUAACAGCUUUUUCACGCUCUUCGUCCGCCCGCGGAGCCGCCGCCGCUCCGCCCGGGCACAUCCUCGUUCUCGGGGCGGCUCUGCCCCUCACCCCCUUCCCCCCGCCCCGUCCCUCCCGCCGCCGCCACCAAUGCUCAACAUGACCGAGGAGCACGACAAAGCGCUGGAGGCUCCGUGCAGCCCCGCGGGCACCACCAGCUCCAUGUCCCACGUGGACUCGGACUCCGACUCACCGCUCUCCCCCGCCGGCUCCGAGGGUCUGGGCUGCGCCCCCGCGCCCGCCCCGCGCCCGCCCGGUGCCGCUCCGCUGGGCGCUAAGGUGGACGCGGCCGAGGUGGACGAGCGCUUCCCCGCCUGCAUCCGCGACGCCGUCUCGCAGGUGCUGAAGGGCUACGACUGGAGCCUGGUGCCCAUGCCCGUCCGCGGUAACGGAUCGCUCAAGGCCAAGCCGCACGUCAAGCGGCCCAUGAACGCCUUCAUGGUGUGGGCGCAGGCCGCCCGCAGGAAGCUGGCCGACCAGUACCCGCAUCUGCACAACGCCGAGCUCAGCAAGACCCUGGGCAAGCUCUGGCGUUUGUUAAGUGAAAAUGAGAAGCGUCCCUUUGUGGAAGAAGCCGAGCGGCUCAGGGUCCAGCACAAAAAGGAUCACCCGGAUUAUAAAUACCAGCCACGGAGGAGGAAAAGCGUGAAAGCCGGGCAGAGCGACUCCGACUCCGGAGCUGAGCUCAGCCACCACGCGGGCACGCAGAUCUACAAAGCAGACAGUGGGCUGGGAGGCAUGCCCGAUUCCCACCAUCACACCGAUCACACAGGCCAGACUCACGGGCCACCCACCCCACCCACCACCCCCAAAACCGACCUCCACCAUGGCAGCAAGCAGGAGCUGAAGCACGAGGGCCGCCGCCUCGUGGAGAGUGGUCGCCAGAACAUUGACUUCAGCAACGUGGACAUCUCAGAGCUGAGCAGCGAGGUCAUCAACAACAUGGAAACCUUUGAUGUGCAUGAGUUUGACCAGUACCUGCCACUCAACGGCCACGCUGCCAUGCCAGCCGACCAUGGCCCCAGUGCCACUGCUGGCUCCUACGGCGCAUCCUACUCCCACUCAGCCACGGGCACUGGCGGGACCAACCAGGUCUGGACUCACAAAAACCCAGCCUCGGCAUCGCCAUCAUCAGCCGACUCAGGCCAGCAAAGGCCACACAUCAAAACAGAGCAGCUGAGCCCCAGUCACUACAGCGACCAGUCCCACGGCUCCCCCGCGCACUCCGACUACGGCUCCUACAGCGCCCAGGCUUGUGCCACCACUGCCUCUACCGCUACGGCUGCCGCCUCCUUCUCCAGCUCCCAGUGUGACUACACGGACCUGCAGAGCUCCAACUACUACAACCCCUACCCCGGCUACCCCUCCAGCAUUUACCAGUAUCCCUAUUUCCACUCCUCCCGCCGUCCCUACGCGACUCCCAUCCUCAAUGGCUUGUCCAUCCCGCCAGCCCAUAGCCCCACUGCUAACUGGGACCAGCCAGUCUAUACAACCCUGACGAGGCCUUAAAGGAUGCAUGGAGCCCCCGAGGGCUUCCCUGACAUAUGCACUAAUGAAGGAAUGAAGAUGAAGAGCGUGGAGUGCCGGAGUGCUGCGAUAGUUUCCGAAGUGCCUCCUGAGCCACUGGGAACUGUGCUCGUUGCGACGGGAUGUCCCCUUGCUUCAAAACUCUCAAAGGACAGAGCUCUAUUUUUCUUUAAUUAAUACAAUUGAAAAAAAAAAUUUAAAAAUGAUUUUUAAAUAAAAAUAAGUAAAAAAAAAAUUUAAAAAGGACCAGCGAUUCCUUUUGAAUGAAUGAAGGACAAAACCAUGCGACUCCUCUGUGAGGACUGAACUGAACUUAUUCGCCAUGGAAGUUGACAAGUGCAAAA
Messenger RNA from Colius striatus (speckled mousebird), 2053 nucleotides. RefSeq names its product SRY-box transcription factor 8 (gene SOX8). NCBI's taxonomy places the organism in Eukaryota, Metazoa, Chordata, Aves, Coliiformes, Coliidae. Gene Ontology annotation, biological process: peripheral nervous system development; neural crest cell development; negative regulation of transcription by RNA polymerase II. Gene Ontology annotation, molecular function: RNA polymerase II cis-regulatory region sequence-specific DNA binding; DNA-binding transcription factor activity, RNA polymerase II-specific. Gene Ontology annotation, cellular component: nucleus. Bases 273 to 1691 code for a protein of 472 amino acids. The record is from RefSeq and is a predicted model, not a curated record. The transcript has 3 exons.